AGCUUUUAAUACGUGAUGUCGAUCAACUCAAAAGUAAAAGUAUCGGCUAUGAAAAAACUAUGUGGGAGAGGAUUGGAACGGAAUUAGAGAAAGUAGAUGUCGAAAGUCUUGGAUUCGAUCAUCCAAUAUGUUCUGGAGUCCUUGAUAUCAAAUCGGAACCUUUCACAAAGAUGCCUGGGUCAUUUUGCGAUAUUUUUAAGGAACCUUUCGAGAAAUACAAGCUAGAUCAUAAUGAUAUAAUAAUGGAUACUUGUAGAGAAAUAAUUCAUAAUGAGGAGUCGAAGAUAAAUUUGGAUGGAGAUUUGA
Molecule: messenger RNA, 306 nt
Organism: Funneliformis geosporum
Lineage: Eukaryota; Fungi; Glomeromycota; Glomeromycetes; Glomerales; Glomeraceae
Source: the annotation of a GenBank genome assembly